AUGAGCGACUGCAACUCGAGCAGCACACCGAUGGAAAAUCGCCUGAAAAUGAAGAAAAACACUGGUCAGACAGUGGACUCGACAGAGUAUCGCAGUCUGAUUGGGAGCCUGAGAUAUCUGGUAAACACCAGGCCUGACAUAUCAUAUGCAGUAGGGAUUCUCAGCAGGUUCAUGGAAUCACCUGGGAAGGAACACUGGACUGCUGUGAAGCAACUUCUGCGUUACAUAAAAGGUACACCUGGCUUCGGCUGUUUCUUCAGGAAAGGGGAGAAGGAUGUGUUGACAGGCUACAGUGACAGUGACCAUGCUGGUGAUCUCAACGAUCGCAAGAGCACUACUGGAGCUGUUUUCUUCCUUGGAUCGGGAGUGAUCACUUGGACAUCUCAGAAACAAAAGAUUGUGGCACUGUCAUCCUGUGAGGCAGAAUACAUAGCAGGAGCAACAGCAGCUACACAGGCUGUGUGGUUGAGCAGACUGCUUGCGGAGAUGCUCGGCGAAGGAGUUCAGAAAGUUAAGCUGAAGAUCGACAACAAGUCAGCUAUUGAGCUCAGCAAGAACCCAGUCCAUCAUGAGCAAAGUAAACACAUUGAUCUCAGGUAUCACUAUAUUCGAGAGUGUGUGGAGCUGGGCAGAGUGGAUGUUGAGCAUGUGAGAACAGGUGACCAGAUUGCUGAUAUUCUCACCAAGUCACUGGGCAGGACUCAGUUCAGUGAGCUACGGAGCAGGCUUGGGAUCAUGCAGGUGCAGCAGAUUAGGGGGUGA
Aegilops tauschii subsp. strangulata is the source of this 762-nucleotide messenger RNA. Its product is annotated as secreted RxLR effector protein 161-like. Lineage: Eukaryota; Viridiplantae; Streptophyta; Magnoliopsida; Poales; Poaceae. The record is from RefSeq and is a predicted model, not a curated record.